Messenger RNA from Ipomoea triloba (trilobed morning glory), 861 nucleotides. RefSeq names its product protein RKD1-like. Bases 125 to 754 code for a protein of 209 amino acids. Gene Ontology annotation, molecular function: DNA-binding transcription factor activity. NCBI's taxonomy places the organism in Eukaryota, Viridiplantae, Streptophyta, Magnoliopsida, Solanales, Convolvulaceae. The transcript is spliced from 3 exons. The record is from RefSeq and is a predicted model, not a curated record.
UGAGGAAUUUUAUUGAUAAAAUGAUUUUGUUUCUAAAAUCAGGUUGUACUUGGAAGACAAUGGCUGGGAUCCUCAGUUCAGUGAUUUCUGCAUAGAAGAUAACUCUUGUGACUCUUCAUCUCUGAUGGAAAUGUUUUUGAAUGAUCCGUUGCUGUCAACGUUGGAUAUGGAACCUGAAGUACUAACCUUAACAACUCAAGGAGAUGAUAAUGGUGGUGCUGGGAAUGAAUGGGUGAGUUGUGGUCUUAGUAUUGGUGAUGGGCAGAUUCAAACAUAUCAGAAUCAUCACUUUGUGGGGAGUCUUGGGACUGCAAAUUCAAGCCAUGAUGAUAAUGGAGGGAAGAAAGAUGAUAAUGGUGGUGGUGGGUGCAAAAGUGCACUAAUGUUGUCCAAAAAAACCAUCUCCAACUACUUCUACAUGCCCAUAAAUCAAGCAGCAAAGGAGCUCAACGUCGGCUUAACUCAGUUGAAGAAGAGAUGCCGGAUGUUGGGAAUCCGCCGGUGGCCUCACCGGAAGUUGAACAGUCUUCAAACCUUAAUCAACAAUGUUCAGAAAAUUGGAAACAGUGAAGGUGUGGUGAUGGCUAGAGAGGCUAUAGAAUUGCUGGAGAGGGAGAAGAAGCAGGUGGAAGAAAUUCCAGAUGUGGAGCUUGAAGACACAACCAAAAGGUUAAGGCAAGCUUGUUUCAAGGCUAAUUACAAAAAACGAAGGCUCUUGGAAAUCCAACAAUCCUUCUUAGUUCAACAGCCUUAGAAGAUUAGAUGUGAUGCAAUAUAUAUAUAAUCCAUGAUUUGUAGUGAAGACAACUUUUUUUUUUGGUGUAAUGACUUGAUUUCUGUGAUGUUGGAUGGUAUUUUCUA